GCCUGAGUGGCAGAAAGAGGCACUGCGCUGAUGCAAGCUCAGAGGUGCUAUGGCUGGGCCUGACUUAAUAAUUAAACCCUGGCUGCCUUGUGGGAGGGUUUGGAGAAAGAGACCUCUGGACUCUUUGGCUCUGCAGGAGGAGCACCCGGCCGGUGGCCUAGCACUUCGCGUGUGCAGUCAGUGAAGGAAGACAUGGCUGGAAGGUUGGCGACGGCUGACUGAGGGACAGACGCCACGAGACAGCCUGGGCCAGGCAUGACCUCCGCUCUCAAAGCUCUGCCCAACAUCCGCAGAGCCGGCUGGGGCCACGCAUCUCCACGCCACAUGUCCCUCUGGGAGCAUGGGCUGCACCUCUUCCGCAGCGCCGUGGGUGUCGUCCUGCCGGCCCCCAUGAUGAGGAGGGCGCUGGCUCUCGAAACCAACGGAGGCACCAGGCUGGUCGUGGGAGACCGGGCUUUCCCCGUGAGGAGGAACCUGCACCUGGUGGGCUUCGGGAAAGCUGUGCUAGGAAUGGCAGCUGCGGCAGAGGAGAUCCUCGGGCACCACCUUAUUCGGGGGGUUGUCAGCGUCCCCCAUGGCAUCCAGGCGUGUCUGCAGCAGGCAGGAAUGGAGGCGAUGCUGCUGAAGCCACACAGCCGGAUCCAGGUCAUAGAAGGGGCUAAGCACAACCUGCCGGACCGAGAGGCGCUGAGGGCAGCCAGCAUGAUCCGGGAGCUCGCGGAAGGCCUGACGGCUGACGACCUCCUCCUGGUGCUGAUCUCAGAGCACUGGCCGUGCUACUGCCUGCAGCCCCCUGUGCAUAGGCUGAAUGCGGAGCCCCCACCACACGGUGCACACACAGAAUGGGCCACAUUUGCAUCUUUUGCACCGGUGCAUCUGGGUGGGGAUCCGCUGGACUCCACAAGGAGGAGUGAGCACAGCACUCAGUCGAUCACUCUUGCACCUCAGCGGGUCUCAGGCGCCGCGGUUACCUGCCACCUGUUCUGCUUGCAGGUGCUAAGCCUCAUCCUCUCUGAUGUCGUUGGCGACCCAGUGGACAUCAUUGCGAGCGGCCCCACUGUCUACGGCUCCCCCCGCGCCCAGGACUGCCUUCAGAUACUGACCAAAUACAACCUGCUGAGCGCCGUGCCCGCAUCGGUGCAAAUGGUGCUGUCCCGCUCCGUCUCUGGCCCCCCUGCGCCUGCAGACCGUUCCCAUGUCUACAACGUUGUCAUUGGCUACAGACGCCAAGCAGAGGAUUUGGGCUACUGGACCCUGAUUCUGAGCGCAGCCGUGUGUGGGGAUGUCAGCAGAGUGGCAGAGCUCUACAGCCAGCUGAUCCAGUUUGUGUGCUUGGGCGCAGCCGGGCCGGGUGGAGGUGCGCUCCGAGGCCAAGUGAGAGGGGCUCUUCUGAAGCUGGCCACCGAGCUGGAGAUCCCCGGUUUGAAGGAGGCUUUGCAAGGAUUGGGGCCUGAGAGAUCGGUGUGCCUGCUGGCCGGGGGAGAGACCACUGUCCAGCUUCAAGGAAGUGGGAAGGGCGGGAGGAACCAGCAGUUGGCCUUACAAGUGGCGUUGGAGCUACACCGAGCGAAGGCCACUGAGGCUGGCAGCUUCCUUGGCAGAUGCGAAGUCCUGUUCCUCAGCGGUGGCACUGAUGGGCAAGAUGGGCCAACAGAGGCAGCCGGUGCCUUCUCUAGCCCGGAGCUGGUGGAGAAGGCUUCCCGGGAAGGCCUUGAUGUGGAGAAGUUCCUGAGCAACAAUGACUCCUACACGUUCUUCAGUAAGUUCCAAAGCGGACACCACCUUCUGCUGACUGGCCUCACGGGCACCAAUGUCAUGGACCUCCAGGUGGUUUUAAUUCGGGCUAGAGACUGCUAGAGAGAGAGCACUGGCACCAGCUCUUCAGAUGCACUGGAGCAAAAUGAGAACACCAGUGCUCUGAACAAAUCCAGGUUGCUUCCAUUAGGGACAGCUGGCGAGAGCACUGAUCACAUGGCUACCAAAGCUACAUUAGCAAGGCACAAGGGUGGGAACCAUGACCCUAUUUCCGUCUGUUGAUUAGGAUCAGAGGAAGGUAAGACGCCACCAGCAUUAUGGAUGCUGGGGGAGGGGGGGCGGGGGCGCUAACACCUUCCUGCCGAAGAGCCACUAACGUGCUGCCUUUUGGCAGUGGUUGCAAGGGCUUCAGGAAGGCAGGGCUGAGGACUGACUGGCAAGAGCAGCACGUAUCUGGCGGGGUGACAUUUCUGCUCCCCUGUUACCUGUAUUUGGUGUGGAGCCAGAGUGACUUGGGGACAGUGGAAGGAUGUCACAGAAACAGGAGGUGGACUAAGGCUGGGAUGUCCAAGGGCGUCUGAGGGAGGGAGUUCGAAUGAGAUUGGAGAUCGGAGCCCCAGCCUGAGUCUCUGGGUUGCCGUUGUGAUGAGGUAGGCUAGAUUGGUCCAUCGGGCCCUACACCCAGGGCCCUCCCAGGCCUGUGCAGAGGAGCACAGGGGUCAGUUUAACCUUUUCAUCGUGGGUGCGUGGAGAACACACACCCAGCUGUGGCAUUUACUCGGUGUGGGGGAAGCAUGGUGUGAAGCACGGUCCAGAGGCACUGGUGCAAAACCAAUCUGCACGUGAGACCGUCUCCCUCACGCUGUGACCUUCUCUGUCCCGUGUGGUGACACUGAGAGCAUCAGAACGGCUACAGGGGGUCAGACCAACGGUCCAUCCAGCACAGUGUCCUGUCUGCCCAUGGUGGCCAGUGCCAGGUGCCCUAGAAGGAGUAAACAAAACGUGAUUAUCGAGUGAUCCCUUCCCUGUUGCCCAUUCCCCCCACACGGUUGAUGUUCCAUGGGGUGGCGUGUGUCUGUGUGUGUCUGUGUGUGUCUGUGUGUGCGCGCGCACACUACAAGCAUUCUGAGUGUCAGGAAGCAAUACAGCUUCCAGCCUGAGCCAUUGACCUUUUCGCUGUGUAAAGUUAGUACUCGCUGUAGCUCUGAUGGUCUCCUCCAACUCUGUAGGAAAAAAAGGCCCCAAAAUCUGUAAAUUGGGCUCUCCUGACUCAUGUUGCUGCACUGAUCAAAGGGCAAAGCAGCUGGGGCCGCUGCUUUGUCAAACAGCGCAUGCCUCCAGCAGUGGGGAGAACCAGCUACUUCAGCUUUGUCGUAAGUUAAUGUCAGCUCCUGUCUUGCCACACUUGGCUCGCUUUCCAGCAAGACACUUGGGGCCAGGUUUUUUGUGGAGCACAGCAACCAGCUGCUUAGGAAAAUCUGUCCACUUAUUUCAGGGCCUAAAUGGGAGCUGAGCUGCUUGCUGUUCGAGCCCUGAUUUAAAAUCCCACGUUUGAGUCACGCUGUUUUCAGACUGCUAUAGCUGUGCCAGGUGGCUGAUCUAACUUUGCAGCAUAGAUAUGCCACCUUAUUAAUACCGUGAACAGUGACAUCAUUGGACAGUCGUACUUAGCACGCUUAAAAUGUCCAGUCUCUCUCUUUGAUCAGGAUAACAAAACUAUCCAAGAAUAGUUCAGCCCAAUAAAAUGUUUUGGAGGGGACGUACAAACCUCAUGCUGUUUGGUUUUAAGUCACUCUCUAGACACUAGAGAUUAGGGUUGAAUUUAUAUAUCUACUGUGUGGUUUCUUGCACCUUCCUUUGAGACAGCCGCUAUUGGAAACAAGAUCCUGGACUGGAUGGGGCUUGAGUCGGUUCCAGUCUGGCGCAGAGAAUCCUAGAACACUAGAACUGGAAGGGACCUCGAGAGGUCAUCGAGUCCAGUCCCC
This is a messenger RNA of Pelodiscus sinensis (Chinese soft-shelled turtle), 3740 nucleotides long. NCBI's taxonomy places the organism in Eukaryota, Metazoa, Chordata, Testudines, Trionychidae. The record is from RefSeq and is a predicted model, not a curated record.